Messenger RNA from Uloborus diversus, 2336 nucleotides. RefSeq names its product 4-aminobutyrate aminotransferase, mitochondrial-like (gene Gabat). Bases 28 to 1494 code for a protein of 488 amino acids. The record is from RefSeq and is a predicted model, not a curated record. Gene Ontology annotation, molecular function: pyridoxal phosphate binding. The transcript has a single exon. Gene Ontology annotation, biological process: GABA catabolic process. Lineage: Eukaryota; Metazoa; Arthropoda; Arachnida; Araneae; Uloboridae. Gene Ontology annotation, cellular component: mitochondrion.
UCGAAGUGUUUUCUCAGAAAGAAAGGUAUGGAAAAAUGUAAACUGUUCCAAAGUGUCAUAAACUUACCGUAUUUUAUGUCAUAUAAUGCAAUUCGUAACCUUUCUUCAGAGCCGAAUGGUCCGAAAAUUGUAACGCAGGAUAUUCCCGGUCCAAAGUCCGUGUCUCUUAAAAAAGAGUUAAGCUAUCUUCAAAAUCCUGCAACUGUCCAACUGUUUAUUAAUUAUAGUAAAUCUACUGGAAAUUACCUAUAUGAUGCAGAUGAUAAUAUAUUUCUUGAUGUUUACAAUCAAAUUUCGUCAAUGCCACUUGGCUAUAAUCAUCCAGCGCUUUUGGAAGCAGUUAAAGAUCCAGCCAAUAUUGAAGCAUUUGUAAAUAGACCAGCAUUAGGGGUUUUACCUCCAAGCAAUUUUGUUGAGAAAUUGAAAGCUAGUUUAAUGUCGAUUGCACCUCCUGGCUUAAAAGAAAUUCAAACAAUGGCUUGUGGAUCGUGCUCUAAUGAAAAUGCGUUUAAAGCUGCAUGUUUCUGGUAUAAAUAUAAGGAACGUGGUGGCAAAGCUCCAACCGAUGAAGAUUUGAAUUCAUGCAUGAUAAAUAGUUCCCCUGGCUCUCCUGCCCUUAGUAUUUUAUCGUUUCAUGGCGGUUUUCAUGGUCGCACCUUUGGUGCUCUUGCCACGACUCAUUCUAAACCGAUACACAAAUUAGAUGUUCCUUCCUUCGACUGGCCAAUAGCUUAUUUUCCAAAGUAUAGAUACCCACUGGAGGAUUUUGAAAGAGAAAAUGCUGCCGAAGAUUCAAAAUCUUUAUCUCACGUUGCUGAAUUGAUUGACCAAUACAAAAAGAAAAGUCCAGUUGCAGGGUUAAUUGUUGAACCCAUUCAAGCGGAGGGUGGAGAUAACCAUGCUUCGGAUAAUUACUUCAGAAAUCUUCGCAAACUUUGUCUCGAUAAAGGAGUCGCUUUCAUUUGUGAUGAAGUACAAACGGGAGGUGGUCCCACAGGAAAAUUUUGGGCCCAUGAGUAUUGGGGUUUAGAGAUUCCACCAGAUAUAGUUACUUUUAGCAAAAAGAUGCUCACUGGAGGAUAUUUUUACAGAGAUGAAUUCAGACCUCGCGAAGGAUACCGUGUCUUCAACACUUGGCUAGGAGAUCCAUCUAAGAUGGUCUUGCUGCAAGCAGUCAUAAAAGUUGUCAAAGAGCAGAAUCUUCUGAAAAACAUGGAAACUACUGGCAACCACUUAUUGAAAGAAAUGAAGAAUAUUGAAAAGAAACACUCUGGUAAACUGUUCAACGUGCGCGGCAGAGGAACUUUCGCGGCUAUGGAUUUUCAAACUCCCGAAGCUAGAGAUAAAGCAGUAAAAGCAUUGCACAAGCGAGGAAUUCACUGUGGAGGAAGUGGUUCUAAGACUUUGAGGAUUAGAACCGCUUUAAUUUUUGAGUCCAAGCAUGCAGAUAUAUUCUUAAACCAACUUGAUAAAACUCUAACCGAAGAUUUUUAAUUUUUUCCUUAUAUUAAAAAAUUUCCAGACCUAUAUAUUUCAUAUGAAUGUGCCAUAGGAAUUUACUCAAAAUCUAGAUUUUUUAUGUGAAAGAAAAUCUUUCAAAACGUCUGAAAAUUAUAGUAAUUAAUAUUUUUUUACAAAAUCUAUUAAUAGUUAUUAUAUCCAUGCAUAUAUAUGAAGUAUAUUUUGAAGAAUAGUAGGAAUAUAGCAAAAUUCCUAUGUACUUCAAAGGCAGGCCUGUUAUUCUAAGGGUUUAUGUAUCACUUCCUGGAUUUUGGAAACAUAAUGUUAUGCAUUUCUGUGUGUAUCCUGUUGCCUUUUUUCCGUAAAAAGUAUUGAGAAAGCUUUUGAAUGACCAUCCUGUUUAAAAGUGUUAAUUAGAUGUGUUUUCACUUGUCACUUGAUUGUAUAUGAUAUGUUUAGUUUGUUUGAAUACAUUUUACAAAUUAGCCCUUUUAAAUGAUUUCAAAGAAGGUGUCUAAAAAAUGUAGGGUCAGGUGUGGUGGAAUGGGUAGUUUAUUAAUCUUUCAAGUUACAAAAAAGAAAAAUAAUUAAAAAUUAAAAAUAAAAACACUCAUGUUAUUUACAAUAGUUUAACUUUAUUUUGGUUCAAGAAAAAAACUGAAUGGAAACAGUCAAUUUUGUGGUAGCCUUCUUGUAAGUUAUAUUGUAAAAAUCAAAACUAACCGAUAUUGUUAAAACUUUGUUUUGAGGAUUUUGUUAGUAUUUAGAUGGCAGUCUAUUGUUGUUAUUUUCAUAAAAGGAAGUCUCCUUUGUCAACUGAAAAAAUCAGAAAAGAAAAAUUCCAUGCAUUUUAAGAAAUAUGUUAAAAUUUUUUA